UCUCUCUCUCUCUCUCUCUCUCUGUCUCUCUCUUUUCUUUCUUUCUUUGCCCUAAACAUAUCAGCUCAGAUCAUAUAUACAUACUAUAGAGGAUUCAAACACUGGGCUCUGUUUAGUUAAAUAUAGUUAAUUUUGGGACUUUAACCUGGAUUUAACACGGAUGAUGAACGGUUGCUCUGAAACGUCCUUUAAUGUCACGGAUUUUUCAAGGAAAACUUCGGUGUGGUUUUAACUGACAGCGGACACCAAGACCCGAGCUCACACCAAGACCCGAGCUCACACCAAGACCCGAGCUCACACCAAGACCCGAGCUCACACCAGGACCCGAGCUCACACCAGGACCCGAGCUCACACCAAGACCCGAGCUCACCACCAGGACCCGAGCUCACCACCAGGACCCGAGCUCACCACCAGGACCCGAGCUCACCACCAGGACCCGAGCUCACCACCAGGACCCGAGCGCACCACCAGGACCCGAGCGCACCACCAGGACCCGAGCGCACCACCAGGACCCGAGCGCACCACCAGGACCCGAGCGCACCACCAGGACCCGAGCGUACACCAAGACCCGAGCGCACACCAAGACCCGAGCGCACAUUAAAGCCGAGUGAAAUAUCGCGUGAUUUUAAAACUCCUUUAAGAAAACUACUUAGAACUUAGAACCUCAUCGUUCUCAUCAUGUCGGUUCUGUCGGUUGCGGAACUGAGUCGAAGCGGCCUGAACGGAGCGAUGACUGAGUUCCAGGAGAAGCUCAGGCAGCAGCAUGAAAACUCCAUGCACAAGGAGCUCGAGAAGCUUCUCUCCACUGCCAAGGGUGCAGAAGCUGAGGUCUCCAGAAAAGAUUUCGAGGGGUUCAAGCAGCUGUUCCACAGGUUCCUCCAGGUGAAGGGUCCCUCUGUGGAAUGGCCCAAGAUCAACAGACCUCCUGAGGACUCGAUCCAACCGUACGAGAGGAUCCGGGCGAAGUCGUUACCUCAGGGCGUCGCUGAGGGUCUGAACAAACUGGCGGUAGUGAAGCUGAACGGAGGUCUGGGCACCAGCAUGGGCUGUAAAGGCCCGAAGAGUCUGAUCAGCGUCCGCAAUGAGAACACCUUCCUGGACCUGACCGUGCGACAGAUAGAGCAUCUGAAUAAAACCUACAACGCUGACGUUCCUCUGGUUCUGAUGAACAGCUUUAACACGGAUGAAGACACCAAGAAGAUCCUGCAGAAAUACACUCACCACCGUGUCAAAAUACACACCUUUAACCAGAGCAGAUAUCCUCGGAUCAAUAAGGAGUCUUUGUUGCCAGUGGCGACUUACAUGGGUCUGACCGGGGAAAACUCUGAGGCGUGGUACCCUCCGGGUCACGGAGACAUCUACGCCAGCUUCUAUAACUCUGGCCUGCUGGAUCAGCUCAUCUCUGAGGGUAAGGAGUAUAUCUUCGUGUCCAACAUCGAUAACCUGGGUGCGACCGUGGACCUGCACAUCCUCAACCACCUAAUGAGCCAACCAGCCGACAGGCGCUGCGAGUUUGUAAUGGAGGUCACCGACAAGACCCGUGCUGACGUCAAGGGUGGGACUCUGAUUCAGUACGACAAUAAGCUCAGGCUGCUGGAGAUCGCCCAGGUUCCCAAAGCGCACGUCGACGAGUUCAAAUCCGUCACCAAGUUCAAGAUCUUCAACACCAACAACUUGUGGAUCAGCCUGCCUGCUAUCAAAAGGCUGCACGAUCAGAAAGCCAUGGACUUGGAGAUCAUCGUUAACCCCAAGACACUGGAUGGUGGUCUGAACGUGAUCCAGUUGGAAACAGCUGUCGGUGCUGCUAUCAAAAGCUUCGACAACGCUCUGGGCAUCAACGUCCCGCGCAGCCGCUUCCUUCCUGUUAAGACCACCUCCGACCUGCUGCUGGUCAUGUCCAACCUCUACACCAUGGACGCAGGCUCUCUCACCAUGAGCGAGAAGAGAGAGUUCCCCACCACGCCACAUGUCAAACUAGGCAGCUCCUUCACCAAGGUGCAGGACUUCCUGCGGAGGUUUGAGAGCAUCCCAGACAUGCUGGAGCUUGAUCACCUCACCGUGUCAGGAGACGUCACUUUCGGCAAGCAGGUCACACUGAAGGGCACAGUGAUCAUCAUCGCUAAUCACGGAGACCGGAUCGACAUUCCAGCCGGAGCGAUGCUGGAAAACAAGAUCGUCUCCGGGAACUUGCGCAUCCUGGACCACUGAGAAGACCACACACACACACACACACACACACACGCAAAAUUACGCAAUUCUUCCUGUCCUUUAUUCCAUCUGUGAUCAACCUCAGGCCUGCUACAGUAUACGUGUGUCUUCAUGAAUUUUAAGGCACUUGCGGCAUUAUACGUCCCUUGCACUUGUUUUGAAUGUAAACUGGUGAAGCUCUGCUGUUUGAGGUUGAUUUAUAGAUACGCUGAUUUAGACUGAACACACUUAUGUGACUAGUUACUGAUCCAGGAUCUGAUCCAGGAACACUUUAGAAUAAGAUGUGGAAUGCUGGACUCCAGCCAAGUUAUUAUGCAAACUUCUGCGUAUGUAAUCUGUUACAGGGACGUCCUACAUUUCAGAAAAUAAAGAGCAAUAUGCAAUUAUA
Tachysurus vachellii is the source of this 2596-nucleotide messenger RNA. RefSeq names its product UTP--glucose-1-phosphate uridylyltransferase-like. The record is from RefSeq and is a predicted model, not a curated record. The transcript is spliced from 10 exons. Gene Ontology annotation, cellular component: cytoplasm. Gene Ontology annotation, biological process: glycogen metabolic process; UDP-alpha-D-glucose metabolic process. The coding region runs from base 679 to 2208 and encodes 509 amino acids. Gene Ontology annotation, molecular function: UTP:glucose-1-phosphate uridylyltransferase activity. NCBI's taxonomy places the organism in Eukaryota, Metazoa, Chordata, Actinopteri, Siluriformes, Bagridae.